This is a messenger RNA of Spodoptera frugiperda (fall armyworm), 2578 nucleotides long. RefSeq names its product BLOC-3 complex member HPS1 (gene HPS1). Bases 210 to 1994 code for a protein of 594 amino acids. Gene Ontology annotation, cellular component: BLOC-3 complex. The transcript has 11 exons. Gene Ontology annotation, biological process: vesicle-mediated transport. Gene Ontology annotation, molecular function: guanyl-nucleotide exchange factor activity. NCBI's taxonomy places the organism in Eukaryota, Metazoa, Arthropoda, Insecta, Lepidoptera, Noctuidae. The record is from RefSeq and is a predicted model, not a curated record.
GCCAGUGUCAGGCACUCGUAUUUGGUUGUAUGUGUACCUGUGUAAAAGCGAGAGUCGGUCGAAUUUGUAUUGCUUUUUGAUUCGUUUUCAUUCGCUCUAAAGAAUUUUAUUUGAAACCAAUCUAUCCCUUGUAUUUAUAUGAUAGUAUCAAUAUUUGAUGCAUUUAAUAAAGAUUAGUCAAUCUAGAAAUUAAUUAUUAAGUAAUCAAAAUGAAAGCUGCCCUUGUAUUUGAUAGUGUUAAUGAUUUGGUGUUUGGAAAAUGGGAUGAUGUUUUCAUUGAGCGUAUGAAGACCUUUAGUGUACAGGAGAAUCAGAAUGAUGUAACGGACAACAAUACAGUGUCUCAGCUCCUGGCCCCAAUAAUAACAUCUCAGCGGGUGAUGGCUGCACAGUUUGGCAACACAUACUCAUCCAUGCAAUGUAAAGACAAGACUACUAUAGUAUUUGAUGAGUGGCUGGAUCAUGUAUUUGUGAUAAUCAGUGAAGACAAUGUUGAUGAUGCUCAUAGAGAACUGUUGGAUUUCAAAACAUUUGUGCAACACAUUUGUGGCCAAAAUGUUAAUCUACUGCAUUCCACAAUAUAUCAAGAUUGGCUCUCAGUUCUCUUAGAAAGUCGCACCAAAGGUGACACUAUACCAGGAGCUAAUGGUGUGAUUGGAGAGAGUGGCGCCACCAUGGCUGCACUAAAUGCCCUCAAAAGUGCUUCAAAAGACAUCAAGCUGCCAUACCAACAUAGUCAUCUUAUGUUGUUUGUAGGAGACAAGCUUCUGGCACUUUAUUCCAGUCGCGGAAGCGAAGACUUGUCGCCGCCUGAUUUAAUUUUACUAAGUAUUCAAUGCAUAGCAGCUCAAGAAUACUGGAAGGAUGUUGGCAAUGAAGACUCUGAUGAAAAUGAUUCCCAAAUUGUCCGAUUGCCUUGGUUGUCAACGGAAAAUAGUGCCGUCGUAAAUCUAUGCGCGGGACCCACAGGCAGCCCUUGUGCGCCGCAUUCUAUACACCUCGCUGAAGUCGCACCCAGAAUCACUUUCGCUGUCGUUGUUGAUAUGGAUUUGAGGGAAGUUGGUGUUUCGGCUUAUAUGGCAAAUCAAAUACUCUCUAAUUUAAGAAGACUGUUGUUGCAAAGGAAUUUGGAACUGUUGCCCAACACUUUGGACUCAUUAGAAGCAUCUUUAAAAAAGACAACAGACGCACUUCGCAAAAACAAAGCAAAUGCUAAUCUGUGUGCUCGUCUAACAAGUCGUAUGCUGGAACUGCGCAAGUCUUGUACGACUACGACCCCAUUAACUCCUGAGACAACAGCCACGGCAAUGCAUACCGCACUUGAAGCAGUGAUCGAGCAACUGAAGCCAGACAUACCAAGUUUAAAGAUGGAACAACCAUUGAAGAAUUUAAGAACCACAUUGUCCCCUUACGUUGAGUUCCUUUGUGUAAAAGCAAAGAGAUACUUCAGCUUGGGAUCGAGCACGGGCGAGUCAGACGCGAGUUGUUCCCUAACGCUGCACAAGUAUGUGGAGGAGUUCCCCGGGCUUAUCCACUUCAUCUACGUGGACCGUACCGCUGGAAGAUUCUUGGCUCCCGAUAUGGCUGAUUGCGCUGACAUGCUAGCACCAGAAACGGUCCGGCGCGCGGUGUGCCGCAGCCUGUGCGUGGUGCGCGAGGGGUACUGCGCGGGCACGUGGCGGCGCGGCGCGCUGCACGCGUGCGCGCUGCUGUGGUGGGAGCGGCGCGCGCAGCCCGUGCGCCCCGCCGCGCCGCCGCACCCCGCCGCCGUGCGCGCGCUGCCCCCGCCCGGGGACAUACAGGGCUCCUUCUACAGGCAACUAACAGAACUGGCGUUCCCAGGUGACUCUCGUGGCAUUACAGUGAAGGAACUAAUCUGUAUCCACUUGGGCUUGUUACCGGCAUCUACCGCAGUGCAGCAGGCACGACGCCUCGCACACACUGUGCACGAACUGGCUGGAGAGAUGGGUGCAGGAGCGGCCGAUCUGCUAUAAAUAUUUUGAAAGAUAUUUAUGUUCUCUACAAUUACAACUUGUAUAUCGACUAUAUCUUGCCAUGAUAUUGUAGUGUAAUAUCAUAUUACUGCCAAAUAAUUUCCUAAUUAAUUAGAAAAAUAAGUAGUUCUUGAAUUCCCCCUACCUAUAAGUUGCAAGUUAGGAACCUAAAAGUGGAUACCUAGUAAACUCUUCUUUACUAGUUCUAAUUGGAAUUUCUAUUCAAAGAAAGUAAGUUAUCCAUCUAAUAUUGUGUGUUAUAACAGUAUGAAAUUGUCAUUUACUGUGUUGUACUUAGCAUUUAAGUAUACUUUGCUGUUAUUUGUGUAGAUUAUCGCUAGUUUGUUAAUGGGUACUUGUUAACACAGUGUGAUGACAAUAUGAUAAGUAUUAUCACAUUUUCCAGUUGUACUCAUGCAUAGACUUGUAUUUAGUAUACUCUGUAUACUUAUUAUUAUUAACUAAUGUCAGUAUCUAUUAGUAUUAGCUUCUCUUCUCCUUUUUCUCUUUAAAUGUUGAACUUUUGAGUACAUGUACAAAAGUGGGCUUAUUCAAUCUAUGAAAUUAAUUACGGUAUUGAAAAU